AUGGCCGGAAAAGGAGAGGGACCGGCUAUCGGAAUCGAUCUCGGAACCACCUACUCCUGUGUAGGAGUCUGGCAACAUGACCGAGUUGAAAUCAUUGCCAACGACCAAGGUAACAGAACCACGCCUUCUUACGUCGCUUUCACUGACUCCGAACGUCUCAUCGGUGAUGCCGCUAAGAACCAGGUCGCCAUGAACCCUAUCAACACCGUCUUCGAUGCAAAGAGGUUGAUUGGGCGUAGAGUCUCUGAUGCAUCUGUUCAGAGUGAUAUGAAGUUGUGGCCUUUUAAGAUUGUUGCUGGUCCCGCUGAAAAGCCAAUGAUUGUUGUUAACUACAAGGGUGAAGAUAAGCAAUUUGCAGCUGAAGAGAUCUCUUCAAUGGUUCUGAUGAAGAUGCGUGAGAUUGCUGAAGCUUACCUUGGCUCCGCAAUUAAAAAUGCUGUCGUUACUGUCCCAGCUUACUUUAAUGAUUCCCAGCGUCAAGCUACUAAGGAUGCUGGUGUUAUUGCUGGUCUUAAUGUCAUGCGAAUCAUCAAUGAGCCCACUGCUGCUGCCAUUGCAUAUGGGCUAGACAAGAAAGCCACAAGUGUUGGUGAAAAGAAUGUCUUGAUUUUUGACCUUGGUGGUGGUACUUUUGAUGUUUCUUUGCUUACUAUUGAAGAGGGUAUCUUUGAGGUCAAAGCCACUGCCGGAGACACCCAUCUUGGAGGUGAGGAUUUCGAUAACAGGAUGGUGAACCACUUUGUUCAAGAGUUCAAGAGGAAGAACAAGAAGGACAUCAGUGGCAACCCUAGGGCACUCAGGCGAUUGAGGACUGCAUGUGAGAGGGCGAAGAGAACUCUUUCAUCUACUGCCCAGACUACCAUUGAAAUUGACUCUCUAUUUGAGGGAAUUGAUUUCUACUCCCCCAUUACUCGUGCCAGAUUUGAGGAGCUCAACAUGGAUCUCUUUAGGAAAUGUAUGGAACCAGUUGAGAAAUGUUUGAGAGAUGCCAAGAUGGACAAAAAGAGCAUCCAUGAUGUUGUCCUUGUAGGUGGUUCUACCAGAAUUCCAAAGGUUCAACAACUUUUGCAGGAUUUCUUUAAUGGAAAGGAGCUAUGCAAAAGCAUUAAUCCUGACGAGGCUGUUGCAUAUGGAGCCGCAGUCCAAGCUGCAAUCUUGAGUGGUGAGGGCAAUGAGAAGGUGCAGGAUCUUCUCCUUCUUGAUGUUACCCCUCUCUCUCUUGGUUUGGAGACUGCUGGAGGUGUGAUGACUGUUUUGAUCCAAAGGAAUACCACCAUUCCAACAAAGAAAGAACAGGUUUUCUCAACCUAUUCUGACAACCAGCCUGGUGUGUUGAUCCAAGUCUUUGAAGGAGAGAGAACAAGGACUAGGGAUAACAAUCUGUUGGGUAAAUUUGAACUUUCGGGCAUUCCUCCUGCUCCCAGAGGUGUUCCCCAAAUUACCGUGUGCUUUGACAUUGAUGCCAACGGUAUAUUAAAUGUCUCUGCUGAAGACAAGACUACCGGACAGAAGAACAAGAUCACCAUCACAAAUGACAAGGGCAGGCUAUCAAAGGAUGAUAUUGAAAAGAUGGUUCAAGAGGCUGAGAAAUACAAGUCUGAGGAUGAAGAGCAUAAGAAAAAGGUUGAGGCCAAGAAUGCAUUAGAAAACUAUGCAUACAACAUGAGGAACACCAUUAAGGAUGAUAAGAUUGCAGGUAAACUUGAUUCAGCUGACAAAAAGAAGAUCGAGGACGCCAUUGAACAGGCUAUCCAGUGGCUGGACAGCAACCAGCUUGCCGAGGCCGAUGAAUUUGAGGACAAGAUGAAGGAACUUGAAGGCCUCUGCAACCCUAUCAUUGCCAAGAUGUACCAAGGUGGUGCCGGUCCAGACAUGGGUGCUGCUGCGGCUGAUGAAGAAUAUGCUCCUUCUGGUGGAAGUGGUGCUGGUCCCAAGAUUGAGGAAGUCGACUAA
Lathyrus sativus (Indian pea) is the source of this 1953-nucleotide messenger RNA. The record is from the annotation of a GenBank genome assembly. NCBI's taxonomy places the organism in Eukaryota, Viridiplantae, Streptophyta, Magnoliopsida, Fabales, Fabaceae.